This is a messenger RNA of Seminavis robusta, 405 nucleotides long. The record is from the annotation of a GenBank genome assembly. NCBI's taxonomy places the organism in Eukaryota, Bacillariophyta, Bacillariophyceae, Naviculales, Naviculaceae.
AUGAGCGAGAAAGACUACGAGUCGACUACUGCCGAUGGUGAUUGUGACAACAGUGAUGUCUGUUUGAUUUCGAAACGAGACGAUGACUCUCUCUCGUCGGUCGAAGGAGACGACGGUACAGAACCGGCAGCAGUGGAACCCUUAUCCAAGUCGUCCGUGUGGGGUCUUCCCGGUACUCCUCUGUAUAGAGCCAUGGAAGAUCUCAUCUCCUCGGACGAAACCAAGCGUCUAGAAAAUCCCAGUGCGGCCAAAGCCGAUGAAAUGUCCCACGAGCUGCACAAGCAAGUCGAUAACCUCAUCAUGAACCAGCACGGGACACCCGAGCAACAGGAAAUUUGGAAGAAUGCUACCGAUGACGAACAGCAUGAGUGGAUUGCUUCUUUCUUUCUGGCUGCAUUGUCGUGA